UUCCUUACAUGUGUACUGAUACAUAAACAACGAGACGGUGGAAAAAAAAAAUCCGAAUGAAAGUUUAACUUGAUGUAAAUCACGAGGAGUACUUGAACGCAACACGAGACGUCACCGACUGUCAUGGCGUCUCCCUUGAAGGGGGCUCGGUGCUGGAGAAAGUAGCCGCUGUCAUUUGUCACUUUUGUCCGGUGAACAGAGCAGCUGACCCCGACUGAAGAGGCUGCGAGGAGCGGGUAGUUACCAUGGGGGCUGUCCAUGCGAAGAGUCUGGAUCCUCUCCCAAUGCAUGGCCGGGACUUGGGCGUCAACCCCGAUGACUUGGUGGAGGCUCCAGAGGUGGAGCAGGAGUCCAAGCAGGAGAUCCUCGAAAACAAAGAUGUGGUGGUCCAACAUGUCAACAUCCAGGGUCUUGGAAGAACUAAAGAGGAUCUGCUUGGCUACGAGAUCUCGGAUGUUUUCCACGCCAAGAACCUCAUUGAUGUGAUGAAAAAAGCUCACAUCGCCAGACAGAAGCUGCUCCGCCUGGGGAUCUUCAAAGAGGUGGAGGUUCUAAUCGACACAUCUGAAGGCACAGACGCUCUGCCCAAUGGGCUGGAUGUAACCUUUGAGGUGAUCGAGGUAAAGAGACUGACGGGAAGCUACAACACCAUGGUCGGCAACAAUGAAGGAAGCAUGGUCCUGGGUCUGAAGUUGCCCAACAUGUUGGGCCGAGCUGAGAAACUCACCUUCCAGUUCUCCUAUGGGACCAAGGAGACGUCAUAUGGCCUGUCCUUUUUCAAGCCCCAGCCUGGACACUUUGAACGCAACCUCACCCUCAACAUGUACAAAGUCACCGGCCAGUUCCCAUGGAGCUCCUUAAAAGAGACCGACAGAGGCAUGUCUGCAGAAGUCAACUUUCCCCUCGGAGUGACUAACCACACGUUGAAGUGGGAGGGUGUCUGGAGGGAGCUGGGCUGCCUGGCACGCAGCGCUUCCUUCGCCGUGCGCGAGGAGAGCGGACACUCACUGAAAUCUGCCCUCUCGCACACUGUGUCAGUGGAUUCAAGGAAUUCUGCCAUUUUCCCCAGCAGAGGUGCCUUACUCCGGAUCAACCAGGAACUGGCUGGGUACACAGGAGGAGACGCCAGCUUCUUGAAAGAGGAUUUUGAGCUGCAGCUCAACAGACGGCUCUUCUGGGACUCGGUCCUCUCUGCCUCUCUGUGGGGUGGGAUGCUUUAUCCAUUGGGAGGACAGCCGUCCUGCAUCGCUGACAGGUUCUACCUUGGAGGUCCAACCAGUGUACGAGGGUUUGGAAUGUACAGCAUCGGGCCACAGAGUGAAGGUGACUAUCUGGGCGGAGAGGCGUACUGGGCAGGUGGUCUGCACCUCUACACUCCGCUGCCCUUCAGACCAGGCAAGGGAGGCUUCGGAGACCUCUUCAGAACACACUUCUUCCUCAACGCAGGAAACCUCUGCAACCUCAACUACGGUGAUGGCCCGCGGGCACACCUUCAGAAGCUGGCUGAGUGCAUCCGCUGGUCGUACGGAGCGGGCAUCGUGCUGCGGCUCGGCAACAUCGCCAGACUGGAGCUCAACUAUUGUGUACCCAUGGGAGUUCAGAGUGGAGACAGGAUAUGUGACGGUGUCCAAUUCGGAGCAGGAAUCCGCUUCCUGUGACCUCAUCACUCCGCCGCCCUCGGCACUCCAGCAGAGGCUCGGAUGUGAAGAGGAGGGAUGUCUCGUUGUUUGUCACCUGUAACUUGUUGUAGAGUGUGUAACACUAGCAUGGGUCAUAUGUCCUGGGGAAAACGUGCCUGACCACCCCGAACCCUCCUUUUGAAUAUGCACCAGUUAAGACUUUAAAACAGCAAAGUGCCAGUGCUGCGGGACACAACCAUGGAAAGUUUUUACAGUACAAACUGGAAGUGCUUUUACAGAGUUCAGAGAUGAAAGUAACCAGAUGCACAAGACAUGGACGCAAUGGCAAAAAAAUAUAUAUAAUCAUGGUGAAUCUAUUACAAUUUGGCACUUAUUCUGCAGUAGACUAUUGAGUUCUGGUUCGGUCUUUUAUUUUGGACCACUGUCCCUCUUUCCUUAGUUUAAAUCUCCAGCGCUGGCACCUUGUCUGUGGGGGAAAAGUCAGCCACUAGUGAUUUCACCCACUAUUUUUCCUGUGGUCACACAAAGUAACUUAUUCUCCAGAUUGUUAAAGAGAUUUUGAGCAUGUUCCCAGUUUGCCUUCCAGGAGCAAGAAUUGGUAAAAAAAAGUAUUGAUAGUUAACCGUACAACACACACUCUCAUGACCUGAUGAGUUUUGUUGAGUUGUACUGUGCAAUCGAUCGAUUGCAGCGGCAGCCCAGGGAGUGAACCGAGAGAAAGGAGAACUUUUUAAAAUCGAAACAGCCGGCGUAUAAAGAGAAUCAACCGUCACGCCAAACGCGGUUUGUUCAAACGCUGUCUGAUGUGAAGAACGGCGGGUUGAUGUCGGGCCGGCAGCAGAGAUGGGAACCCCUCUCUCCCCCCCCUUGAGCAACAUCCACCGCCAGUGCUCUUACCGUUAGUCCUCUUUUUGAUGUUGUUGAAGAUAUUCACAAAUAAAUCACAGCUGCUCCCCUGG
This is a messenger RNA of Larimichthys crocea (large yellow croaker), 2599 nucleotides long. It is a transcript of the gene samm50l, whose product is annotated as sorting and assembly machinery component 50 homolog, like. Gene Ontology annotation, cellular component: outer membrane. Bases 246 to 1658 code for a protein of 470 amino acids. The record is from RefSeq and is a predicted model, not a curated record. The transcript is spliced from 15 exons. NCBI's taxonomy places the organism in Eukaryota, Metazoa, Chordata, Actinopteri, Sciaenidae. Gene Ontology annotation, biological process: protein insertion into mitochondrial outer membrane; mitochondrial respiratory chain complex assembly.